AUGGCGGGAGGUGUACGUGUUACAUCCAAGACAAAGUUCUCGAAGACCAAGAUCAAGGCCACAGAUGCACAGAUAUAUACAUUGGUGGGACGACGUACCUACCUCCGUAUCGACCUCGACGCCCUUGACAACAACCUCGCCAUUCUCAGACGCCAGUGUUCACCGUUUACAGACAUCAUAGCAGUGGUGAAAGCCAACGCCUACGGUCAUGGCAGCGUGGAGAUAUCCAGGUAUCUGGAGUCCCGGGGGGUCGGGCACUUCGCCGUCGCCACCCCAGAGGAAGGCGCUCAGCUUAGGCAGACUAGAGAGAGACACCAGGUGGUGCUGAAGAUUGACACGGGGAUGUCCAGGAACGGGUGUCAGACUCACGACUUCCCCUGCGUUAUUGAAGGAUGGGACAAUCCAGAUUUCACCCGUCACCAGUUCAACACCUUCAUGUCUCUGACCGAACCGUACAGGAGACUUGGGGUGAAACUGCAUGUCGCCAGCUCGUCGGCCAUUGUACAUGGGCUUGGGACCAAUCUGGAGUUCAUCCGAUAUGGUGCUAACCUGUACGGUCUGCAGACAGAUGCCAGUUCUGCUGAACAAGUGCGGUCACUAGGACUCAAACCUAUUCUCUCGUGGCGAGCUCGCCCCAACCUCAUCAAACAACUGCCCCAGGGCAGAACUGUUGGAUACGGCAACCACUACAUAACACUUGGCACAGAGACAAUAGCGACCUUCGGUCUUGGCUUUGCGGACGGGUAUGACUUGUUACUUUCUGGGAAAGGCGUCGUUACGCUCCAGAAAGAUGGUCUUCUGUGUCCAGUUGUUGGUAAAGUGUCCAUGGAUGCCAUCACAGUCCGUUUGGAUGAACCAAGGCCUUCGUACGCUACGUUCAACAUCAUCACAGAUGACUUCACCUCCCCGAACAGCUUGACUCGGAUGUCUGCCGCGCUUGGUAUGGAUUCUGUGGAAGUGGUAACAAAGCUAUCUUGCAGACUGGCCCGUGUCUUCGUGUCGGGAGCGCAUGUGGAAGCCGUCAGUCAUUAA
Haliotis rubra (blacklip abalone) is the source of this 1032-nucleotide messenger RNA. RefSeq names its product alanine racemase-like. Gene Ontology annotation, molecular function: alanine racemase activity; pyridoxal phosphate binding. The transcript has 9 exons. The coding region runs from base 1 to 1032 and encodes 343 amino acids. Gene Ontology annotation, biological process: D-alanine biosynthetic process. NCBI's taxonomy places the organism in Eukaryota, Metazoa, Mollusca, Gastropoda, Lepetellida, Haliotidae. Gene Ontology annotation, cellular component: cytosol. The record is from RefSeq and is a predicted model, not a curated record.